This is a messenger RNA of Aspergillus wentii DTO 134E9, 1008 nucleotides long. Its product is annotated as NAD(P)-dependent alcohol dehydrogenase. Gene Ontology annotation, biological process: alcohol metabolic process. The coding region runs from base 1 to 1008 and encodes 335 amino acids. NCBI's taxonomy places the organism in Eukaryota, Fungi, Ascomycota, Eurotiomycetes, Eurotiales, Aspergillaceae. The record is from RefSeq and is a predicted model, not a curated record. The transcript has 4 exons. Gene Ontology annotation, molecular function: alcohol dehydrogenase (NADP+) activity; zinc ion binding.
AUGGUUCAAGCCAUCCAAUUUCGCGGAUCUCCAUCUGGGGAGAUUAUCCAGGAAACAAACACCCUUCCCGACGUCAAACCAGAUGAAGUUCUCAUCCAAGUCACCCACAGCGGUCUCUGUGGAAGCGAUCUUCACAUGCUCAAGUUACCACUCGUCCUAGGCCAUGAGGGCAUUGGAAUCGUCGAACAAGUUGGCUCAGCCUGCACACGACUCAACGUCGGCGACCGUGUCGGUUGGGGACCGAUCUAUUCCACCUGCGGAGACUGCGAGAUGUGCGUCACCGGUCGUGAUACGUACUGCCAUGAGGUCAAGGUAUACGGGUCAGCAGAAUGGGAGGCUCAUGGUUCAUUUUGCAGCCAUGUAAUCCGUAAGGUGCGGUGGACGUUCAAUGUUCCAGACCGUCUUUCGUCGGCUGAGGCUGCGCCAUUGAUGUGUGGCGGUGCAACCGUCUGGGCGCCCCUCGUCGAGCAAUGCAAAAGCUUCGAGCGAGUAGGCAUCGUGGGCAUUGGCGGACUAGGCCAUCUGGCGAUUGAAUUCGCCUCCAAAAUGGGUUGCGAUGUUGUUGUCUUUUCUUCCUCCCCCGACAAAAAAGAGGAGGCUUUAAGCCUCGGGGCCAGCGAGUUCUACGCGACCAAAGGCUUAACCGACUACGCAGACCUGAACAUUACCAAACCCAUCAACCGACUCAUCAUCACCUCGUCGACCACGUUCGACCUCGGCCUGUUCUGUGCCAUCCUAGCUCCCACGGCCACCAUUCACCCAUUGACGCUUGGUCCUGGGGAUCUGGCGAUCCCAAACCUGUCCGUCCUUUUUGGCGGGUAUCGUAUUGUUGGUAGUUUGAUCUGCACUCGAUGUCAGAAAAAUCAAAUGCUCGACUUCGCAGCCCGGCAUAACAUCUCUUGCAUUGUUGAGACAUUCCCCAUGACACUUGACGGUGUUAAUGAAGCUGUGAACAGGCUGAAGGAUGGAAAGAUGCGGUACCGUGGUGUUGUUAGCUGGGAGUACUAG